AUGACUGACGAGGAUCUUUUCAGUAAAGCAGUGGAGAAUCCGAAUGAAACUGUGGAUGUGGUUCUACCAAAGGAUGAUAUAGAUGCAAGCGCGAUAAGCAGCAGUAGUGACAUGGAAGAGAACGAUUCUUCGUCCUCUUCCGACAAUGACAGUGAUGACAAUGAUCAGGGUAAUACUAAUGUCGCUGCGGAAGAAGAUGAAGAAGAAGAUGAAGAGCCUAGUCCAGAAGGUGCCAUCAGAUCGAAGCACGAGAUUGAAGAGGAACCUAUACCGGAUCUUCCCGAGGACUACGAAAUUGAUGCCAAUGCCAAUAUCACAGAGAUUGGUUUCAUCAAAUCAGCGUUUGAGAAUAAUAUUAUUAUCCAUUGCUCUGGAUCUGGUGAAAGAAGAGUCCUAAAAGAAGGAUCCAUCCUUUGUUUGGAAGACCACACUAUAAUUGGAACCCUAUGUGAAGUUUUCGGUAAACUAGACAAUCCCUUUUACAGAGUAACUUUACCAGCUUCAAAACAAGCACAAUUUGACCGUUUGAAAGAGCGUAUAGGAGAAAAAGCUCAUAUUGUGGUACCAGAGGCACAUUGGGUUGAUACGUUUGAACUAAGAAAAAUCAAAGGUACCGAUGCAUCAAAUGGUUAUGAUGAAGAACUAUCUGAGGAUGAACAAGAGUUUUCGGAUGAUGAGAAAGAAGCUCUAUUCAAGAAGUUGAAAAAAGAGCAAAGGAAGAAGAAGAACGUCAAUGUGAAGGAGCUUAGAGAACAGGUAGAAGCUGGAAAUUACAAGAGGCCAAAACAGCAACAUCAACAAAAGCAGUCGCAACAAUAUCCAAAGAUACGGCCUCCAGUUGGGAUGAUUAAUCACGGUUACAGGUCAAGAAAUGCAAGACAAGGGGAAAGAACUCAACAAACUACCCCAAUAUCUCACUUUCAGGGCCAACCGAUCUCACAACCAAUACCACAACCGAAUUCCCAACCUCCGUACCAACAGCCCAUGUAUCAUCAACAGCCGCUGCCAACGCAGCAGCCAGUGUUCUACCAUCAAUCUCCGCAAGCAUAUCCUAGUCAAAUGUACUCAUCUCCCCCAGUACAGAAUCCUAACUAUCAGGGAGCUCCACCUCCAUUGUACAAUGUGCCGUAUGGGCAACAAGGUGCUCCCAUGUUUCAACAGCAGAUGUAUCCUGGUCAACCAUAUAUGCAACCUCAGCCACAACCCCAACAGCAAUUCAAUCAGUAUGGGGCCGCCGGUUAUGCUCCACAGGGACAACCAAACAUGCAACAGGUUCUCCAGCUACACAAUAUAUUAAUGCAGCAGCAGGCUACUAAUCAAGCAUCUAACCAAAGGCCAGAGGAAAGAAAGGAAUUUGACUACGACGAUUGA
Messenger RNA from Torulaspora delbrueckii, 1371 nucleotides. It is a transcript of the gene NAF1, whose product is annotated as RNA-binding snoRNP assembly protein. Lineage: Eukaryota; Fungi; Ascomycota; Saccharomycetes; Saccharomycetales; Saccharomycetaceae. The record is from RefSeq and is a predicted model, not a curated record. Bases 1 to 1371 code for a protein of 456 amino acids. Gene Ontology annotation, molecular function: RNA binding. Gene Ontology annotation, biological process: box H/ACA snoRNP assembly; pseudouridine synthesis; ribosome biogenesis. Gene Ontology annotation, cellular component: sno(s)RNA-containing ribonucleoprotein complex. The transcript has a single exon.